Trematomus bernacchii (emerald rockcod) is the source of this 5208-nucleotide messenger RNA. RefSeq lists its product as uncharacterized. Bases 232 to 5208 code for a protein of 1658 amino acids. Gene Ontology annotation, molecular function: GTP binding; protein binding. The record is from RefSeq and is a predicted model, not a curated record. The transcript is spliced from 6 exons. NCBI's taxonomy places the organism in Eukaryota, Metazoa, Chordata, Actinopteri, Perciformes, Nototheniidae.
UUUCAGCACUUUGAUGCCACGUCUUCAGAUAAAGGUGAACAGUUGAUCAGAGACAGCAUUUCUCUCUUUCUCUGUUUCUCUCUGAAGGAGAAUCAACGAUCUCAGGUUUUUCUCAACAAACAGCAGAAUCUCUGAUGACACACACUGCUUCUCUUUGUGGAGUAAAGCCUGUUCCCUUCCUUCCUGCUCUCAAACAGAGCCAGCUACCCCCUCUCAAGUUCCUUCAAAACGAUGGACUCUGAAGGCAGUGGGACGAUGGAGGUGGCGGCGCUCGGACGGCCUUUCAGCCUCGGGAUGUUGUACGACUGCCGCAACGACUCUCCCGUCCCUGGAAUCACUUUGUGGGACCGUGAUGACCUUAAAAAUCAUAUUGGAGAACGACCACAGAGCUAUAAUGAUUUUGAUAUAGUUGCAUCUGAAACAAUUGAGGAUAAAUCUUCAGCACUUAAUGUUAAAGCAUCACUGAAGGCUAGUUUCUUGAGUGGACUGGUAGAGGUUGGUGGAUCAGCCAAAUACCUGAACGAUAGUAAGACUUCCAAAAAUCAGACCAGAGUAACACUGAAGUACCAAGCUACCACAAAGGUCCAAGAACUGUCCAUGAAUCAUCUUGGAAGAGGCAAUGUUAAGCAUCCAUAUGUCUUUGAUCAAGAAAUAGCAACACAUGUAGUCACAGGUAUCCUUUAUGGGGCACACGCCUUCUUUGUCUUUGACCGUGAGGUGUCUGUCAACGAGAACCAUCAAGACAUUCAGGGCAACUUGAAGGUGAUGAUCAAGAAAAUUAGCUCCCUUUCAAUAGAGGGCGAAGGCUCGCUGAAAAUGGAAGACAAGCACAAAACAAAUGUUGAGAAACUGUCCUGCAGAUUCUUUGGAGACUUUUUGAUUCAGAAACCUCCUACAUCCUUUCAGGAGGCAGUAGAGGUGUACCAAAGUCUGCCAAAGCUGCUGGGAGCCAACGGGGAAAACGCAGUACCAGUGAAGGUCUGGCUGUUACCUCUGACAUGUUUAGAUUCUACUGCCGCUAAACUUGUCCGUCAGAUAAGUAUAGGAUUAGUUGAAGAAUGUCAGAGUGUCCUGGAGGACUUCAGUGACCUGGAAAUGAGGUUCAAUGAUGCACUGAGAACUCAAACUGCACAGCAGUUCCCACAGAUUGGAAAAAAACUCAAAACCUUUAAACAGAAGUGCUCUCAGUUCAAACUGGAAUUCCAACAAACCCUGGCAAAGAAACUUCCAUCAAUCCGAGGAGGAGGAGAAGAAGAAGCUGUGCUCGCAGAGGAACUGAGGAAGACAUGUUCUUCUCCUUUCAACAGCAAGGACCUGAACGAGUGGAUGGACUGUAAGGAGAGAGAAAUAUACACCGUGAUGUCUCUGACCAACAUGAUGACAAACACCAAGAUCAUCUCAUCUCAAACAGACCUGUACAAAGAAAGCUUCAAUGCAGAGCAUGCUGUGUGUUUUGUCUUCACCUCGCUGGGAAGUGAUGAACCGUACCUCUCAACUUUAUCAAACUACCUUCAACAAACACCCAAACCAGACGAUGCUCAAGAUCCCCCCCCUCCAGAUCAAUGGUACAACUCAAGAAAAGAAAUGGAAGCAAUGCGGCAUAAAGCAAAGCUCUUCAGUGAUUUUGCAGAGGCCAACAAGGAGAACAAGAACAUCACAUUCCUGACGGUGGGUUUAACAAACGAGACACAGAAAGGUGCCAGCAUCUACCUUUAUACAGACGGCCUUUCUGACAAUGAGAACUUUGAGCCGCCUUCAAAGCCUGCAACAGUAACAGGAAGUGAUAUAAACCACAACAGUGUGACGCUGAACAUUUCUCCACCCACAUCUGGAGCAGAGGACAUCACCUCCUACUCUGUUGAGUACGGUGUCAGAGGAGAGGACGGCUGGAAACAAAAGACAGCAUCCAAAGCUGAAGAAGUCACAGUGAGCGGCCUGAGUCCUAACACAGAGUACAUGUUCAGAUGCAGGGCAGCGACACCAGUAGGUGCCGGGCCAGCCAAUGAAGUCAGUGGAUCCAUUCAAACCUUACCCUGCAGCCCUCCUGGAAAACUCCACGUUGAAUCUACCUCAGGUGAGAUAUCAGUCAGCUGGGAGAAACCUGCUGAGCUCGGACAAGAUGUCCACGUUUUGAGCUACAUCGUGGAGUACGCCGAACCAGACCAACAGGUGAAAGAGGAAGAUCUCCACUGGGAGCAAAUGAUGGCUGGAGCUGAGAAGGCGAUCAUUUCAGGACUUCAGCCAGAGACAGAAUACGCUGUCAGGGUCAGGUGUGAUUGUGGUGCAGCUGGAAGAAGCAAAGAAAGCAUCGCUGUUAAUGUCCGCACAACUAAACGUGCACUUCUCACAGAAUUCCUCAAAAGUGAAAGCAAAAGGAUCAACUCUGAAUCUCCCUCAGUUUACAAACUGCCUCUGACAGAAGAAGACAUGGAAGUUGAUGGAUGUCGGAGGUACAACUUUGGCAAAGAAAGCACGAGGCAAAAUCGCACAAUAAUGCUUUUUGGAGCAACUGGAUCUGGAAAGUCCACUCUGAUCAAUGGACUCAUCAACUACAUUGUUGGUGUAGAGUGGAAGGACCAUUUCAGAUUCAAGUUAGUUGAUGAGGAUCAGUCGAGAUCUCAAGCUGAGAGCCAGACCUCUGAAGUCACUGUGUACAACAUCAACCACCAAGAGGGCUUUAAAAUCAAUUACUCUCUGACCAUUGUUGAUACUCCAGGUUUUGGAGAUACAAGAGGGAUAAAAAGAGAUGAGGAGAUCACAGAACAGAUUCUUAAUCUCUUCUAUUCAGAGCGUGGCGUCAGUGAAAUUGACGCUGUGUGUUUUGUAGUUCCAGCUUCUUCAGCUCGGCUCACACCAACACAGAAGGAUGUGUUUGAUUCUGUGCUCUCAAUCUUUGGCAAAGAUGUGGCAGAAAACAUCCAGGUUCUGGUGACAUUCGCAGACGGCCAACGCCCACCAGUUCUAGAGGCGAUCAAAGCUUCAGGUGUCCCAUGUCCUAAAGCAGAAGACGGGCUGCCAGUUCACUUCAAAUUCAAUAAUUCUGCCUUGUUUGCACAGAACCAAUCAUCUGCUGCUGACUCCAGUGGAAAGGAGGAAGAUGGAGGCUUUGCUCAGAUGUUCUGGCAAAUGGGGGAAAAAAGCAUGAAGAGGUUCUUUGUUGCUACUGAUGAGCUAACAACCAAAAGCUUGAUGAUGCCAAAGGAAGUCCUCAGAGAAAGACAGCAGCUCCAGAUCUCAAUGGAACAUUUAAAGAAGCAGGUUAAAGCUGAGUUAGCCAAGCUUGAGGAGAUUAAAGAGACCUCUGAACAACUUAAACUGCAUGAAGCAGAGAUCAACAGAAAUGAGAAAUUUGAGAUUGAAGUAGUCUUCAUGAAGCCUUUUAAAGUAGAUAUAUCAGGGUCUGGAGAGUUCAGCACCAACUGUCAGGUGUGUAAUGUCACCUGUCACUGGCCAUGUAAAUGUGCCAGUGAUGCAGAGUACAUUGACCUGCUGAUUGAGGGAGAGAAAUCUGACGGCAAGUCAGGCUGGAAGCAACGAGUUGAGCUCCUGAUGAACAUUAGGGGACAAGAAGAGCUCAUGGGCUUCAGACCCUCAUCAGGAGAGAAGUCAGACCCCCUGCAGGCUUCAGACCCUCAUCAGGAGAGAAGUCAGACCCCCUGCAGGCUUCAGACCCUCAUCAGGAGAGAAGUCAGACCCCCUGCAGGCUUCAGACCCUCAUCAGGAGAGAAGUCAGGCCGCAUGCAGGCUUCAGACCCUCAUCAGGAGAGAAGUCAGGCCGCAUGCAGGCUUCAGACCCUCAUCAAGAGAGAAGUCAGACCCCCUGCAGGCUUCAGACCCUCAUCAGGAGAGAAGUCAGGCCGCAUGCAGGCUUCAGACCCUCAUCAGGAGAGAAGUCAGACCCCCUGCAGGCUUCAGACCCUCAUCAGGAGAGAAGUCAGACCCCCUGCAGGCUUCAGACCCUCAUCAGGAGAGAAGUCAGACCCCCUGCAGGCUUCAGACCCUCAUCAGGAGAGAAGUCAGACCCCCUGCAGGCUUCAGACCCUCAUCAGGAGAGAAGUCAGACCCCGUGCAGGCUUCAGACCCUCAUCAGGAGAGAAGUCAGGCCGCAUGCAGGCUUCAGACCCUCAUCAGGAGAGAAGUCAGGCCGCAUGCAGGCUUCAGACCCUCAUCAGGAGAGAAGUCAGACCCCCUGCAGGCUUCAGACCCUCAUCAGGAGAGAAGUCAGGCCGCAUGCAGGCUUCAGACCCUCAUCAGGAGAGAAGUCAGACCCCCUGCAGGCUUCAGACCCUCAUCAGGAGAGAAGUCAGACCCCCUGCAGGCUUCAGACCCUCAUCAGGAGAGAAGUCAGGCCGCAUGCAGGCUUCAGACCCUCAUCAGGAGAGAAGUCAGACCCCCUGCAGGCUUCAGACCCUCAUCAGGAGAGAAGUCAGACCCCCUGCAGGCUUCAGACCCUCAUCAGGAGAGAAGUCAGGCCCCCUGCAGGCUUCAGACCCUCAUCAGGAGAGAAGUCAGGCCGCAUGCAGGCUUCAGACCCUCAUCAGGAGAGAAGUCAGGCCGCAUGCAGGCUUCAGACCCUCAUCAGGAGAGAAGUCAGGCCGCAUGCAGGCUUCAGACCCUCAUCAGGAGAGAAGUCAGACCCCCUGCAGGCUUCAGACCCUCAUCAGGAGAGAAGUCAGACCCCCUGCAGGCUUCAGACCCUCAUCAGGAGAGAAGUCAGGCCCCCUGCAGGCUUCAGACCCUCAUCAGGAGAGAAGUCAGGCCGCAUGCAGGCUUCAGACCCUCAUCAGGAGAGAAGUCAGACCCCCUGCAGGCUUCAGACCCUCAUCAGGAGAGAAGUCAGACCCCCUGCAGGCUUCAGACCCUCAUCAGGAGAGAAGUCAGGCCCCCUGCAGGCUUCAGACCCUCAUCAGGAGAGAAGUCAGGCCGCAUGCAGGCUUCAGACCCUCAUCAGGAGAGAAGUCAGGCCGCAUGCAGGCUUCAGACCCUCAUCAGGAGAGAAGUCAGGCCGCAUGCAGGCUUCAGACCCUCAUCAGGAGAGAAGUCAGACCCCCUGCAGGCUUCAGACCCUCAUCAGGAGAGAAGUCAGGCCGCAUGCAGGCUUCAGACCCUCAUCAGGAGAGAAGUCAGACCCCCUGCAGGCUUCAGACCCUCAUCAGGAGAGAAGUCAGGCCGCAAACCAUCGUCAGCAUUUACCCAAAUAAUCCAUAA